Messenger RNA from Aspergillus wentii DTO 134E9, 1377 nucleotides. RefSeq names its product GATA-like domain-containing protein. Bases 1 to 1377 code for a protein of 458 amino acids. NCBI's taxonomy places the organism in Eukaryota, Fungi, Ascomycota, Eurotiomycetes, Eurotiales, Aspergillaceae. The transcript is spliced from 4 exons. The record is from RefSeq and is a predicted model, not a curated record.
AUGGAGGGUCUCCCCGAAGGCCUGGUGACCACAACAGGAAAGCUGUCCUCGGAACUCAAUGACCCGAAUCUAGUCCGUGUGGAAGACAUUUUGAAGUUAUGGAAAGUGUAUCAUACCAACCCCAGAGUACUUGAAGACAAUGUGGGAUACAGACUCGAGAAUCUCUUUUGGAGGAUAUGGGGCAGUAAGCGGAUCUUGGAUACGAUUCGGGGGUCGACGCUGGCGCAGUUGUUUUCGCAUGUCUCCCAGCCUGGUCCGUCGUCUUUGGCUUCGUUGAAGAAGUUGAUCAAGAUGCAUGAGUCCUCCAAGAAGCAGAUUGAAAAUAAAGAGUCAGGACGGUCGAUGAGUGGAAGCGGGACAAGUCGAUCGCCUUUACCUCCUAUUCUAAAGAAGCCAAGCGCAGUCCAAGGAAACCCAGCACAGGGAGAGUCGCAAAAGAAAACUAGGUUACUUAUCACAGACCUAGGUGGUCAGAACGCCACACGCAAACCAUCCAACCCUCCAACUCCCGUCACCCCCAACUCGUCAACAGGUGAUAUGACCAACCGGCAAAACUCCAAGAAGACGUACUUUGUGGCGAGUAAACCAGGAAAAGGCGCAAAGCGCAGACCGGGUCUCGUCCGGCGCAAGUCGUCACAGCCGUCAUCGGGGACGAAUUUUACCCGCGCACAAAGCCCGCAUCCCAAGCCAGCGGAGCCCCCGUCGGAGAAUGAGCUUAAACCUGAAAAGGGAUCUGAAAAGGAUGAAGAUGAUAAAGAGGAUGAAUCGAAGUGGCAGUGGGCAGACGACCUUCCACUUCCCAAUCCUGCGUUAAACGUAAAGCCAGGCGCAUUGCCUUCUUCUUUUGUCUCCAGCUUAAAGCUGCUUCUCAGUACCCAGAACAUACCGCCUUCAAAAGUGAAAUCAUCCAGUGGAUACUGCACACCAGCCCGUCGAGAUCUAACGGGUCUUUCGCCGGCAUCAUUCCAACCGUCAUCACAGUCGCUAGUGGAGAAGGACUUUCGAACCCGAUUUGCAGAAAAAGUUCGCCAAGAACAGCUUUCUGCGGCCUCGUAUUUUAACUCCAUGAACCCAUACAACCAGUCUGGCACGGAAACCAACGGGACCUAUUCGUCUCCGCCCUACUACAGUGGUGACGGAUUGACACCACCAGCUAGCUCUACCGUGCCUGCUAUCUCGUGUAACGAUUUCAGCAAUGACCAGAAUCCCGGAGGCCUUCCUACACCAGUCACCCCCGGAACAUCGGGUUUGUCACCCUUCCAAACACCAACCAUGUCGAUACCACGGCCUCGGAGCCAGCUGAGUCUGCUGAUCGAGCAAAGCCGAAGCAGCACCAAGACUCUCAGUUGCGGACAUACGAUGGUAACUGAUGAGUAA